AUAUGUUAUGUGAGGGGAGACCGAAGAUUGCGUAAACAACAGAGUAUUGCAGCAAAACAGACGAAAAUAGUUGGAAAAAAUCAGUGCACGAAACAAGUCGGAAAAAUAAGCGCUGAAGAUGGUCAAUAUUCUUUUCGGUAAACUCGCGUUAGUUACGGGAGCUGGAAGCGGCAUUGGGCGAGCUGCUUGCAGAUUGCUUGCUCGUGACGGAGCAACUGUAAUUGCUGCUGAUCGGAAGAUCAACAAGGCCGAAGAAACGAUAAAACUCUUGAAUCGUGAUGGAAAAGCCGUCGAAAUGGAUGUUUCGAGCUCCGUGUCGGUAAAUGCUGCAGUCGAACAAUGUAUUGCCGAGUACAAACGCCCUCCGAGCAUUGUCGUAAAUUCCGCCGGGAUCAUUCGUGAUAGUUGGUUGCUCAAAAUGAGUGAACCUGAUUACGAUAUUGUGCUCGAUGUCAAUCUCAAGGGUACCUUUUUAGUUAUGCAAUACUUUGCCAAAGCAAUGGUCGACUACAAAGUACAAGGUUCGAUCAUAAAUUUGUCAUCCAUUGUUGCGCGCAACGGAAACAUGGGACAAGCCAAUUAUGCGCCAUCGAAAGCAGGCGUCGAAGCUUUGACAAAAGUUGCUGCCAAGGAAUUCGGCAAAUUUAACAUUCGCGUGAAUGCUGUUGUGCCAGGUUUUAUUGAGUCUCCCAUGACAGAAUCUGUUCCUGAUGAGGCGAAAAAAGUUUUUGUCAGUCAAUGCGCCUUGAAACGAUUGGGACAACCUGAAGAAGUUGCCGAAGCAAUUGCUUUCUUGGCAUCUGACAAAUCGUCUUAUGUCAAUGGAUGUACUCUCGAAGUCAACGGAGGUUAAAAAGUCUCGCACAAUUGACCUUUUUAAUGAUCCUUUUUAUUACCUACAUACAAAUAUUUAAUCCAAAAAAUGCACACAAUCUCACAAGUAACAUAGUAUCCAACAGUUUACCUCAAAGCAUCGCCGAAGGAACGAAAACGCAUUUAACGAACGUUGUGUGCAAAACAAUAUUAUUAACAAACGCUUUAAAAUAAUCAUCAUGAGAUAGUCAGUAAGCUUUAAAUGUCUGUUUUUGCACUCUUAUUAACACAUAACAAGUCACAAAUGUAGAGCACAAUAACUUGUUGUGACUCGAAAUGAAAUGGCGCCCGAUAUGGACUGAAAUAUGUGAAACUUGUUGACUUUUCGCACUAAAUGUUUACAUUUUUAAUGAUGAAAUCUAAUCGAAAGCAUUAUUCGCCAUAUAGCAUUUACUUUUUAUAUAGUUAGUUGGUAAAAGGAAGGUCAUUUAAGAUUAAAUAUAUUUUUUUGUUUUGUUUCUUUUUUUAAGCAAAUUCAUAAUUAUAUUUUUUUACGCAAGAGAUAUUUUUAAAAAAAAUUCAAGAGGAUUCAAUUUUUUAGUCAUUUCUUCUUAUGAUUCAA
Molecule: messenger RNA, 1435 nt
Organism: Culicoides brevitarsis
Lineage: Eukaryota; Metazoa; Arthropoda; Insecta; Diptera; Ceratopogonidae
Product: estradiol 17-beta-dehydrogenase 8-like
Exons: 2
Coding region: 119-853 (244 amino acids)
Molecular function (GO): oxidoreductase activity, acting on the CH-OH group of donors, NAD or NADP as acceptor
Source: RefSeq, a predicted model, not a curated record